Messenger RNA from Pungitius pungitius (ninespine stickleback), 3091 nucleotides. RefSeq names its product FAM161 centrosomal protein A (gene fam161a). The record is from RefSeq and is a predicted model, not a curated record. The transcript has 6 exons. The coding region runs from base 14 to 2188 and encodes 724 amino acids. Gene Ontology annotation, cellular component: cilium. Gene Ontology annotation, biological process: cilium organization. Lineage: Eukaryota; Metazoa; Chordata; Actinopteri; Perciformes; Gasterosteidae.
CCGCCACUAAUGAAUGGAAAAUGUGCUUUAUGGGACUUUUGACCCUUCCCAGCUGGAGUAUGAGGACUCGGGCUCGGAUUUCUGUGAUGACGGCCCUCGCGUGACGACGGACUGCACAGCAGCAGGAGGAGGAGGAGGAGGAGGAGGAGGAGGAGGAGGAGAGCGCCUCGACCUCAGCGAAAUCUUCUUCUCCAACGAGGAGUACUACAGCAAGCUGGAGGAGCUGAAGAAGGCCCACCUGCGCACCAUGGCCGAGCUGGAGAACAUGUAUCGCAGGAAGCUGCAGCUCAAGGCCAUGGAGCCUCUGGACCCGACGCUGCUGCUGCAGACACCUGGGACCAGGCCCCCGCGGUGGGACAGCAGCCCGGCCGCUCCACGCCGUCUGAGGAAGUCCCGCUCAGCUGUGGAACUCAGGAGGGCCCCCAGCAUGUCAGACUCCUCCUUCUCCUCCUCCUCCUCAGAAGAAGAAGAAGACAACGCCAUCAACAACGCGGGAAGCGGCCUUAUUUUUUCCCCUAAAGAACACAUCAAGAACAUGUGGCGCGACUUCAACCUGUCCCCCCACAACCGCCACCUGUUGUCCUCCUCGGUGCGCAGCCUGCCGCUGGACCAGGAGGCCCCGCGGGAGGGGAGGGGGCGCAGGAGGCCCCCGCGUGGGGGCCCCGGCCGCGCGCCCACCGUCCCCAGACCUUUCCAGAUGACGCAGCGCGAGGCGGAGCGGCGGGAGCGCGGCGGCAGGGCGCGCGCGGCGGUGGAGCAGGAGAACGCCGAGCUGCGGCGGCAGCUGGAGGAGCUGACGGAGUGCCAGAGGAAGUUCCGGGCCGGCCCGGUGCCGGCUCACGUGCACGUGCCGCUGUACGACCAGCUGCUGCGGGGGCGGCGCAAAGAGGAGCGGCGGCGGCGGGCCAGAGAGCAGGAGGACCAGCAUCCUCCGCCCGCCCACAGGCCCUUCAGCUUCCUGGAGAGGGAGCGGCUGAAGAAGGAGCAGAGAGAGCUGCGCCCCCCCCAGCCGUGCGGCCAGGAGAAGGUCAAACCCUUCAGGGCCAAGCCCGUGCCCAGGGCGGUGUACGCCGCCGCCUCCGGGGAGCAGAUGAAGGAGGAGCAGCUGUACCGGUCCAUCAAGAUACAGAUGAGAGCGCAGGAGAUGCUCCACAGCGCCGCCAUGCCCCCCAGCAUGCUCGCCAGGCGGCUCAGCGACCGCAAGAAGCCCGACGUGGGGGGGGGCAGCUUCUCCCACCGGCCCCACAUCAACGCCGAGGUGCCCGACUUCGACGCCAGCUACCGGCGCUUCCAGAGGCACCUGGAGAGGCAGAAGGAGGUGAAGCCCACCACGGCGUGCGAACCCUUCCAGCUGAGGACGGCGCGCAUCCCCUCGCACCGGGAGCGCGUCCUGGCCGACAUCGAGAGGGAGCAGAGCAGCCCCCGGGCCGGGCGCCGCCCCCCCGCCAGCCCCGGCCCGGCUCGGAGGGCGACCUCCAGUCGGUGCUCGUCCCUCUCCGGCAGCCUGGAGGUGCUGCCGACCAAAGACACGGACGCCAGCAAGAAGCGCGAGGAGGCCGUCAGAAAGCUGCUGGAGCAGAGGAAGCAGGCCGACGAGGAGGAGGAGCGGUGGAGGGAGAGGCAGAAGCAGAGGGAGAAGAAGCUCCAGAGGGAGGUGCUGAAGCGGGCGCAGGCCAACGACCCCCACCUCGCCCUCUCACAGACACAGCCCACCAAGCUCCGAGAGUUCAGGAAACAGGAGCUGCAGCGCAUGAAGGAGUACCAGCAGGAGUUUAAGGAGAUGCAGCAGAGGGUGAAGGGGAGGCCGCUGCUGCUGGAGCAGGUGACACAGAGUAACGCCAAGCAGGCGGCGGGGAAGCGCUACGCGGACGCCCUGCGCGGAUGUGACCUGACCGAAGACUUCGUCAGCAGCACGGCGGCGAAGUGCGACGCCUCCACCUCCAGCGACCACGGCCACAGCGGGGGAGAGGAGCCGGACACGGGGUACAAACCCGCCCACUACGGAAAGGUCCUCCGGGCCGACAGCAGCGCUUCACUGAAGCACCGCGCGGGAGGGGGGGCCGCCAGCCGCCACUCGGACGGAGAUCGCCGUGACGACGACGGCGACGACGACCGCCAAUCAGAAGAGAGCUACUCAGACGACCAGGAGAAUUAUUCAGACGACAGCGAUCACGAAGCCGGGGAGUGACGGGUCAUGUGAGGACAACAUUAGUUCACUUCAUAUAAUGUGCAGUUAGUUGAGAUUUUGGAAGCUUUUGAAUGAUUUUGCAUUAUUCCUGAUGGAGAUGAUUGUACAUGUGAUAAAAAACAUUAGAUGACAUUCAAAGUUUUAAUAAAUGUAAAUACAAAUAGUUGGUCUACCAGGCGGUGUGGAUUUAUUACAUUAGAAUGUAAAAUACAAGCUGUUAUCCUGUAGAUUAAUAUCUUGUUUUAUAUAUUUUUUUUAACUCUUUUCCUUUUUUUCUUUUGUUAAAAAGAAUUAGUCUGAACAUUUUUACACUACAAGUUAAAAGUUUAAAAAAAGUGAAAUGCAGCACAGCCAUUGGAGCAGCCAUAUUUUAAUCCAGGAACAUCAUAUAUAAUAGUAAAGUUUAUGUAGCUGGUAGCACUUUACUAUACUAUACAAUAUUUUCCUUUUAGGGGAGUAUUUCCACAGUGUGUUAGUAGUGUUUUGGGACAUAGUGCACUAAUUCAAAGCAGCUAAAUGGAAUUUAUUUCUUAAUAAUUCUAUUAUUUCAGCUUUCGCUACUGUGAUAAAAUCUAAAUAAAAAGGCCUAAUUGAAAUAAAUUAACAGUUAUGAGAGACACAAACAUGAUGAUCUGUCAACUGUUUAUUAUUGUACCGGCUAUGUGUUGGUAAUUUAUUAUUUGUUUAAUGUCUGUGGCUUUCGUGAAUUUCAUAAAUAAUUGUGUAUUUCUACGUGAUGUCCAAUAGAAUAUAUAUGUGGGUUCACACAAAAUGAGUCAUAUUUAUUUUUUGAAGUAUUUAUUCAUUGUUGUUGUUGUUGUUUUUUGUCAUCAUAAACGUGUUCCUGUGACAAUGGGCCAUCUGCAAUAAAGCAACUUGUGCAAGAGCAAUUUUAACAUUGUA